AGUUUCAAUAAAUAGAACAAAUUUACGGAGCUGUACAAUUAUUGAUACCGAGUGACAUUUCCAAGUUUUCGAUUCUUUUGCAGUAAAAAGAAUAAUUUCUCAAAUAAUGGCUGAUCCUGAGUUUGAGGCACUUCGUCAACAGCGAUUGGCGGAAUUGCAGUCACAAAACAGAAGAGGAAAUAAUGGAGAUCAAGAGGCACAGCAAGAAAAACAGCGUCAGAUUGAGGACAUGAGGCAUUCGAUCCUGACACAAGUCCUGGAUCAGUCAGCGAGAGCCAGAUUGAACACAUUAUCCCUGGGAAAACCAGAAAAAGCCAAGAUGGUGGAGGGGAUGUUACUCAGUAUGGCACAAAGAGGACAACUACCUGGAAAACUGGGGGAAAAGGAACUCAUUGGUCUUCUAGAAAGUGUGAAUCAACAAACCCAGAAGAAGACAACAGUCAAAUUUGAUCGACGAAGAGCUGCACUGGAUUCCGACGAUGACGAUUUGUAGCAUUAAGUCUUCAAUGAAAAUGAGCAAAAUGUAAGACUUGAAAAGCACGAAAUGAUUUCAUAAUGCCUACAUUAUAAUUUCAUCUGUUAAAUUAAAUUUUAUUUACUCAA
Messenger RNA from Fopius arisanus, 603 nucleotides. RefSeq names its product programmed cell death 5 (gene PDCD-5). Gene Ontology annotation, cellular component: nucleus; cytosol. Gene Ontology annotation, molecular function: DNA binding. The record is from RefSeq and is a predicted model, not a curated record. The transcript has 4 exons. Bases 107 to 493 code for a protein of 128 amino acids. Lineage: Eukaryota; Metazoa; Arthropoda; Insecta; Hymenoptera; Braconidae.